Molecule: messenger RNA, 10599 nt
Organism: Petromyzon marinus (sea lamprey)
Lineage: Eukaryota; Metazoa; Chordata; Hyperoartia; Petromyzontiformes; Petromyzontidae
Source: RefSeq, a predicted model, not a curated record
CUCUCCCCGCACUCUCUCUCUCCCCGUUCUCUCUCUCCCCGUUCUCUCUCACGCACACACCGCUUCACCAGUCGAAGCCGGGUCUCCCAAUUCUCCCCGCAUACAACUUCACGCCGUUGACUCUCUCUCUCUGUGUCUCUCAUGGUCAACUCCCUCCUUCUCUCUCUCUCUUUGGAACAUCUCGAGAGCUCUCCCCCUGCGCGCGACCGGAUUCAUAGCGAGAUUGGUUUCCUGCCACUGUGGGAGCGGACAGGGCUACGGACUCACACAUACAACGCUGACGCGUGGAUAGGGCAUGCGGACAGACUAGGCCAAAUAGGAAGGGUUGAGGCAGGUAGGCAGAAAGACAUACCGACAAAACACAGACGUGGACAUAGGUGUCAAGGUCCAAGUUUACGUUGAUCUGAAAUAAUUGUACCGCACAUUUAUACAUUUGGAAUCUAUGCCGCAAUGGUCGCCCACUCCUCUACUGUGAAAACUUGGCAGGACCCUCCUGAAAAAAGAAUAUUGAGCCUCGGUGAGGCUUCGUUGGGCAUAUAAGCGUAAAUAUACAGAUAGGUAGGUCGAAAACUCAGACACAAGUUCAGACAGGUGAGUAGGUAAGUCAAUAAACAGGUAGACAUACAGGUGAGUAGGCAGGUAAGUUGAUACACAAGUAGACAUACAGGUGGGUAGAUCAACUUUUAUACAGGUAGAGAGACAGUAAAAUAUAUUAAUUUGUAAGGAGGUAGUCAAACAAAAAUACAGACGGGUAUUUAUACAGACAGGCAGUAGAUAGGUGGAUAGGUGGACAGGUAGAUAAUUAGACAAUUAGGUAAGUAGGUACAUAUAGGUAGAUAGGCAGAAAGGUACAUAGGUCGGUAGACAUUUCAACAGGUAGACAUACAGGUAGGUGGGUAGACAAUAAUACAGGUAGGCAUGCAGGUAAAUACACAGGUAUGCAGGUAGGAACAUCAAUAGCUGCAUGGGUACACACAAGCAGGAUAAGUGAACAAUCACACGGAACAUUUAGCAACAUCGAUAUACAGGUAAGAAGGUAGGAAACAGGUAGGUAGGUGGCUAGACAGUCAAGUCGACAGAGUAGCUGAUAGCUAUGUACAUAGGCGGAGAGACACACCGACAGGUAUUUGCACAGGUAUAUAUUUAUGUAUAUACACGGGCAGGUGGGUAAACAACGCAUAUGCAGACACUGGCAGGUACUUACACAGACAGACAUGUAGGCAAGUAAGUUGUUGGACAAAAAUACAAACAGGUAGGCAGGGAGAUAAGUAUACACAUUGAAGUUAGUUAUCCAGAUAGGUGGAUAGUUAGGUCGACAAAAAGAUACACAGGGUAGCAGGUAGACAGGUUAAACGAAGGUGUAGACACAGGUGUAGAGUGAGCGUCUGGCAGAGGAAGGAAGCGACCCCCCCCCCCCUAUCCAUACAUUCAUCCCCAGGUGGCUCCUCCGCUUCUUCCGUCCCACCCACCUCGCGCCGAUGGGACCCAUCCAGCAGCAGUGGCGGCAGCGGCAGCAGCUGCUCCUCCUCGUGUCGGCGCUCCGCUUCUGCUGCUGGGCACCGCGGUGCCUGGGCGCGGAAGCGGGCGCGGCGGCCCCCCGGCCGCACAUCGUCUUCAUCCUCGUGGACGACCAAGGGUUCAACGACAUCGGCUACCACAACCCGCACGUGCGCACGCCGCACCUCGACCGGCUGGCAGCGCAGGGGGUGCGUUUGGAGAAUUACUACGUGCAGCCCAUUUGUACCCCAACCAGGAGCCAGCUGCUCACGGGCAGGUACCAGAUCCACACGGGGAUGCAGCACUCCAUAAUCCGUGCACGCCAGCCGUCGUGCCUGCCAGCGGGGGUGCCCACUCUAGCCGAGGCGUUGCGGGAGGGCGCAGGCUACGCCACGCACGCCGUGGGCAAGUGGCACCUGGGCUUCUGGCGCCGUGAAUGCCUCCCCACGAGUCGCGGGUUCGACUCCUUCCUGGGCUCGCUCACGGGCAGCGCCGACCACUUCACGCACACCGCCUGCGCCGCAGGGGGGGGCUCUGGCUCCGCCGCCGCCGACGGGGCAAUGUCUGCGGCAGCGGAGGAGGAGGCAGCAGGGGCCGUGGGCGUGCCGCAGGCAGCGUCUGGGGCAGCGGCGGCGGUAGACGCGGCGUCGAGGGCAGCGGGCAAUUCGGGAGCAGCAGGGCCAGCGUCUGGGGCUGCAGCGGCGGGAGACGCGGCAUCAAGGGCAUCUGGCGUAUCGGGAGCAGCAGGGGUGGCCGGCACACCGCGGGCAGCGUCUGGUGCAGCAGCAGCAGAUAUAACAGGGGCAGUAGAUGUAGCAGCAGCAUCAAGGGCAGGAACUAGGACAGCAGGGACAGACUUAGGAUCAAGGGCAGCAGCAGGAGCAGCAGCAGCGGUAAUUGGAGGAGCAAGUGGUAAGGAGGGUGAUGCUGCUGCUGAUGAUGAGAGAGCAGCAGAGUUUCAAAGUGGAAGGAGUGCUCCUGCACGAGGAAUUGACAAAGGCUCGAGCAGCAGCAUCAGCAGCUUCAAAAGAGGUCAAACGAAGAAGCAAGAAGCUAAAUUGAAAUUGUCAUCACCACCAGCCCCUCAGCAGUGGCGAGCGAGUCAAGCGGGAGGGGCAGGGAGGCGAGCAGACACGAAGAUGAAGAUGAUGGAGAUGAAGAAGAUGAAAUUGAAGACUUCUGUCCACAAGAAGGCAACUUGGAGACUUCCUUGGUCAACAUCGUCUUCCUCUCCCUCUGCUUCCUCCUUUCCAUCCACCUCCUCCAUCUCUUCUUCGCUUAACGAUAACCAAACCACUGCGGGGACAGGCGGCGCCCCUGGGAAGAGGGCCGGGACCCGGGGAGGUGGAGAGUCCGGCACGGCUGCUGCUCCUGCAAUGCCCUCCGAGGUCCACUCCGACCAGAACGACGACGAGGCCACACGGGAGCCUCCCCGCCAUCACCACCAGCAGCAGCACCACCACUACCACCCCGAGCCUCCGCAAGAAGCAGGUCGAGAGCCGGGUCUCUUCCAUCUGGGGAGGGUUGCGGCAGCGGCGGUGAGGCUGAGAGGGAAGACCCGUGCUGGUGGUGGUGCGGGGUUGCUGUGUGGCUACGACCACUCCGAUGGAGAGACCCCGGACUACGAGGCGGCGGGGAGCUACUCUACGGAGGUUUACACGAGCGCUGUGCUGCGCCUGCUCGAGCAGCACUGGAGGGAGGGCAACGUGAUGCAGCAGCAGAAGGGGCAGCAGCAGGGGCAGAAGCAGCAGGGGCAACAGCAGGGACAGCAGCAGGGGCAGAAGCAGCAGGGGCAGCCGCUGCAGAGACAACAGCCAGAACAACAGCAUCAGAAGGGACACCAACAGGGGAAGCAGCAGGGGCAGCAGCGGGGGCAGCAGCAGGAGGGACAGCAGCAACACCAGCAACAGGGACAGCAGCAGCCUGGGCAGCAGAAAAAACAACAGCAGGAGCAGCACCAGCAGAAGCAGCAGGGACACCAGCAGGGGCAGCAGGAUCGGCAACAAAAGAAGCAGUUACAUGUACAACAGCAGAAGCAGCAACAGCAGUUACACAUACAACAGCAGAAGCAGCAGCAACAGUUGCAGAUACAGUUGAAGCAACAGUUGCAGCAACAGUUGGAGCAACAGUUGCAGCAACACCUGCAGCAGUUACACGUACAGCAAUUCCAGCAGGGGCAACAUCAGAAGCAACAACAGCAGCAGCAGUUAGGUGUACAACAGCGCCAGCAGCAACAGCAGCAGCACAAUCAUCAUCAUCGGCAGCUACACGGUCAGCAACAGCUAAAUUGGCAUCAAAAACAGCAGUCACACGUACAGCAGCAGCAACCACGUGCGCAGCUGCAACUAAUUGGGCAUCAACAGCUGCAUCAACAAAAGCAGCAGCAACCACAUGCGCUGCUGCGGCACAAUGGGAAGCAGAUACAUGGGCAGUUUCAGCUACAUGGGCAGCAACAGCACGUUGGGCAGUAUCAGCAGCAAAUUAAACAUCAGCUAAAUGGGCAGAAGCAGCAGCGUGGACAGCAGAAACGAAGGGGUCAACAGGUGGCGGUGGGGCAGCGUGGGCAAAGGUGUGCAAGGUGGGCAGCGACGCGGAGUAGCGGGCAGCCGUGGCGCGGGACCCGGGCGCAGCCCGCGAGAAUGGGUGUGCUGAGGGCAGUGGCGGGCAGAGGCCAGCAAGAGAUGCAUCAGAGAGAAGGGCAGUCUCGAUUGCAGCAGGGGCGAAAGCAGAAGACAGGAGGGCAGCGUCAGAUGCAAAAUGUAAAAGGACAGCAGCGGAGGGAAGAGAAGCAGGCAAAUGGGCAGCCGCAGCAGCAGCAGCAGAAUAAUCGACAGGGAGGGGGGCAGCAUACAGGAUGGCAGCAGACAAAAGGACAAGAACAGCAGGCGCAGCAGGACAAAGGGAAGCAGGGAAAAAGGCAGCAGAAGAUGCAACGACAAGGAGCGCAGCAGCAGUGGCAGAAACAGCAGGGAGGAUGGCAGCUGGUAACAGAGCAGCACGAGCAGCAGGUGCAGCAGGUAGAAGGGCAGCAGCAGGAGCAGAAGACAGGAGGGCAGCAGCAGAAGAUGCAGCAGAUAGGAGGGCAGCGGAAAAGAGGACAGCAGACAAGAGGGCAGGAGAAUCCGACUGAAGGGCAGCCGCAGAUGCAGCAGACAGGAGUGCAGCAGCAUCAGAGAGAGGGGCAGCAACAGAAGCAUCAGGCAGGCGGGCAGCAAACAGGAGGGCAGCAGCACCAGAGAGAAGGGCAACAUAGAGGAGGGCAGCAGCACCAGGGAGGGCAGCAUCAUGGAGAAGGGCAGCAGAAGACAAGAGGGCAGCAGCAUCAGAGAAAAGUGCAUCAGAGAGAAGGGCAUCAGCAAGCAGGAGGUCAGCAUCAUCAGGGGGGACAACAGGACGGAGAGCAGCCGGAAGUAGGGCAGCAUCUGACUGAAGAGAAGCAGGCAGAGCAGCAGCAGGUAAACGGGCAACAACAUCAGGGAGAAGGGCAGCAGGUAAGAGGGCAGCAGCAGCAGCAGCAGAAGCCGAUGUUCGUGUACGUGGCGUUCCGUGCGCCGCACGCCCCUGCACAGGCUCCGCGCCGUUUCGUGCUGCCCUACGCGCACCUCUGGAGCGUGGAGCGCCGCAGGCACCUCGCCAUGGUCACCGCGCUGGACGAGGCGGUGAGCAACAUCACGCGCGCACUCAAGCGCUACGGCUACUACAACAACACCAUCAUCGUGUACUCCACGGACAACGGGGGGCAGCCGUACAUCGGGGGCAGCAACUGGCCACUGCGGGGCCGCAAGGGCAGCUACUGGGAGGGCGGGAUGCGUGCCGUCGGCUUCGUGCACAGCCCGCUAAUCCCGGCGGAGCGCCAGGGCUCCGUGAGCCGCGGGCUCAUUCACGUCACCGACUGGUUCCCCACCCUGGCUCGCCUCGCUGGGGUCGACCUGCCCGCCUUCUUCGCGGAGAGGAGGAGGAAAAGGAGGCUGGCGGGAGCAGGAGACGGGGACGGAGGAGCGGGAGGAGACGGAGAGGGAGGAGGAGACAGAACAGAUGGCAAGGAAGGAGACUGGCAUGGAGAUGGGACCGGACGGGCGGAUGUGGCCGCAGGUGGUGGGAGGGGAGGUGAAACGGGAGAUGGGAGGGUGGGCCGAGGGUCGUGGGGCCAGGGGAGAGGUGGGAGAGAAGGUGGGAUAGAAGACGCGAGAGGUGAUGGGAAAAGAGAUCAGACGGAUGGGAGCGGAGGUGGGGCCAGACGAGAAGGUGUGGCAGGUCAUGGGAUAACAGGUGGGAAUGGAGAACACAGAAAUGUUAUGACAGGAGGUCAGAGAGGAGAUGGGACCACACGAGCACAUGUGGCUGGAGGAGGGAGAGAAGAAGGGAAAGGAGGUGCGAGCAGACGAAAAGGGGACGGUGCAGGAGGACAUGGCAAAGAAGACGAGCGAGAAGGUGGGAAUGGCGUUGGGUGGGGAUCAGACGGUACUGGUGAGGGAUCAGACCGGCUGCCCCUGCCCCUGGACGGCUUUGACGUGUGGGAUGUCAUCAGCCAGGGCAGUGAGUCACCACGGAAGGAAAUUCUACACAACAUCAACCCGAUGAAGCGCGUUUCUAGACAUGCAAUCGCUCAGCGACAGAGGGUCGCCCCCUCCCCCCUCUCAUCCUCGUCCUCCUCAUCCUCCUCGUCAUCUUCGUCAUCAUCUCCAUCCUCCUCGCACUGGGCGUGCAGCCUGGGCGUCUGGGAUUGCCACGUGACCGCCGCGCUGCGCUCGGGGCCCUGGAAGCUGCUGACCGGGGAUCCGGGUCACGGCGACUGGGUCCCCGUUCGGACUGGGCCGGAGCUCCAGGGCCGCUGGUGGAACCUGGAGAGGCGUUCCUACUCGCGAGGGCGGAUCGCAAAGGGCAGCGACAGCGGCAAGAGCAGCAAAGGCAGCAAGGGCAGCAGAGGGAAGGGCGAGAGGAGGAAGAGGAAAGGGAAGAAGAGAAGGAGCCGGAGAGGGAGGAGAGGGGCAGUGAUGGAGGAAGAGGCGAGGGCAUCAUCAUCCUCGUUGUCUUUGUCGUCUCAUUCUUCUGUUUCAUCAUCAGGGUCGUCAUCAUCAGCGUCGCCGAGCGGCAAUCUCGGGACAAGAUUAUUCCCCAGCCACUACACGAACAGCAACGUCAUCGACAGCAGCAACUAUAUCUUGCAGCAGCAGCCGCUGCUGCAGCAGCAGCACGUGGACAGCAAGCUGAGCCCAGCUGGGGGCAAGGAUCGCACUGGGCCCGGGUUCAGCUGCAAGGACAGCAAACGGCACUGCGGCCAGGGUGACAACAACGGGACCAUGAGAACGCACAGCAACAGCAAGAGGAGAAAGAUGCUUCAAGUCGACAGCACUCCGCGGAACAGCAAUGCAAGGAGCAGAAACGGGAGCCACAGCAACGCAGACAGAAGUAACAGCCACCGUGGCGACAGCAGCUUAAGCAACAGCCAUCCCAGCAACGGCAACAACGCUUACCCGGGUGCCGUGACUCGACGGGAUAGCAGGAGCGACGGCAGCGACGGCCAUCAAUGCGAGAGCCAUGCGAGGAACGCCACCGAGAGCACGAGCACGCGUGCGCACAGCUGUAACGACAGCCGUAGCCAGCGCCACGCGAGCGCCAGGAGCGCUCCCGUGACGGCAUACCUGGUGAGCAAGGUGACCAAGAUGACGGGCAGCCACAGCGCGGUGGUCGGGAUGGGCUUCGUGGGGUUCCCGGUCAAGGACUCGGCACCGCCGAAAGGAGGAGGAAGGGGUGAUGAUAGAGCAGAAAUAGGUAAAGCAGGAGGUGGUGGUCGUGGUGGUGGUGGUGGAGGUGUCGCUGGAGGAGAAAGAGGCGGAGGAGGUGGUGGAAGAGUUAGCAGUGGAGGAGGUGUAAGAGGAGGAGGCGGCGGAAUAGGUGUUGGAGGAGGCAGAGUCGGUGAACGAGGUGGAGGAGCAGUUGGUGGAGAAGGAGGUGGAGGAGGAGGUGGAGGUAGAGCAGCACCAGCAACACCUCCAUCGACUUCGGGACUCAAAGGAGACCGCGCGUGGCACCGCCACGUGCAAGUGACCAACGAUGACGACGAUGACGACUACGAUGAUGAUGACGACGAUGACAGUGACGUUGACAGUGGCGGCAGCGACGAUGGCGGCGAGGAGGUGAAGAUGUUGUGGCUCUUCAAUAUAUCGGCCGACCCCUACGAGCGACACGACGUCUCUUCGCUCUACCCGGAGGUGGUGCUGGGCCUGCUGCUCCGUCUCGCUGCGUACAACCGCUCAGCUGUGCCCGUGUGGUUCCCUCCUCACGACCGGCGAGCCGACCCGGGCCUCACAGGCGGAGCGUGGCUUCCCUGGGACCCUGCCCCCUCACCACCACCACCAUCAUCAGGGUCAUCAGCAUCAUCAGGGUCAUCAUCAGAAUCAACAGCAUCAAAAUCUUCAGAAGAGUCAUCUUCAUUGGAAGUAGCGACAUCAUCGUCAUCCCAAUCGUCACCACCGUCUCAAGGUUCUACAUUGUCAUCGUCAUCGUCGCCAUCGUCAUCCGCAAAGGUUCCCAACGUCAACCCAACGGCGACAAAGCAGUGGCAGCAGCAUUGGCAUCAGCAAAAGCAGCGUGUUAAGGCUCAUCAUCAGCAGCAGCAGCAGAAAGGACAACAGCAGAAGCCACCAGCACCACCACAAAAACACAAUCAUCAGACUCAGCAGCAGCAAAAGCAGAAACAACAGCAGAAGCCACCACAGAAAAAUAAUCACCAGUCUCAGAAGCAGAAGCAGCAGCACCAAAAGCAGCAUCUGAAAAAGAAACAGCAGCAGCAGAAGCAGAAGAGACUUCAGCAGAAAAUGAGACAAAAGGUGGCUCGGCAGAGAGAGAGGCAGCGCGAGAGGAAGAUGCAGGCUGAGAAGAGGAGAGCGGAGGCGCGAGAGAAGAGCCGGAGUUGCCCGCUGUGCAAGCUCCGCUCGUAUUUUCAUAAACUCAACAUCGCCCUCACGCUGAACCGCAUCUGAGCUUUUCCUGUCCCCUUUUUCUAAGCUGGGGUGGGGGUGGAGAAGCUUUACACUUUACUUAGGGGCCAUUGCAGUGACACAAGUGACUGAGUUAGCACAGUGAUGACAUCAUCUUACUACUCUAUUUAAGCGCGGAAACAUGAAGACUUCUUCACAAUUAUGGCAAAUCGCCUGAUGAAGCUGGUUGUAAUCACCAGCGAAACGUAGUACUCAAAUUGUAAAUUUCAUGGGUUUACUCUCCAGCACUCCGGUGGUAGCUAAUCGGCACGUUUCGUUUUACGUGACGAACCUUACCGAGUGGCUGUGUCGGGUGGUGGUGGGUUAACGAUACAUUUACAUUUACGCGAUCUAACCCAAAAAGAAACCCCUUUAUUAUGAACAAGUGACUGAGCAGGACAUACAAAAAUAACAUUCACACAGUGUUGUUUCCAUGUCAAAUAUAUCCACCCCCUCCCUCUAGUAUCCGAUUAGUGCGGCUAAGACGCUUGCAGUAACGCGAGCAAAGGUCGUUUGAAGGGGGCUGUUUCGAAGUGGCAGGCCUUGUGUGGCCCUGGGCCGUGUGAAUCGGGGCCGCGGGGUAUUGCAUGCGGCCCGCUGGCCGCCGUUUCCUCUCCACGUCUCCCAUUGACCCCCCCGCCCCUGGUCAAGCAAUGACGUCACUUCACUCGUCUCCUCCGCGAGAAACAGAUAAAUAACUGAACUUCAACCAUACACACAGGAGGGAGCGCAGCAUUGCGUAUUCAAGCGAUCACAGCCUUAUCCAGACCACCAGUUCAAAAGAGCUGAACGCUUGGCAUAUUUUGCUGUGUCGUAACCCCCCCCCCCCUACAUUUUUUUAGAGUUGAGAAUACGUGGCCAUCCCAACAGGCAGCAGUGACACAGAGACAGGACUGUAGCGUGGUUGCAUCCUCAGAACUCAUCGGUACAGUAAAGUCACGCGAUGUCGGUGGCGCGCUCAUCGCCGUUGGCAGUCCGGAGCCAGCCAGAAGUGUAAAUUCCACAUUGCCAAGGUGGGUGAUGGGUCUCUACCAGGGAUACAACUACAUUAGGAUUUUUGACAAAGUAGUGCCAAUCAUUUUAUUAACUCCAUAGAGAUGAUGAUGAUGAUGGUUAUAUGUUUAUACAAAGUGAUACAUAUUUUAUCGGGCUCUGAAGACAUUAUAGCCGAUGUGGCCACGCGUCAGGCUGGUCGACUAUUUGGUGGAGGGGUUUCGUAAGAGCUGAAACUCCGGAGUGAAAAGCAGACGACCCAUAUACCUUUAAAGUACUUUUUCAGCCAGUGCAGAAUACGUCCAGCUACGAAUUACGGAGCUGUGCAUGGCAGCAAAUUAUGCUGAGAAAUCGGAAGAAGCACACAGAGCAGGGCACCAAAUGCUAAUUCAGACUCCCAGAGUCGUUGGUAGGACCCAUUGCGAUAGUAGGACCCACGCGAUUGCAUUGCACCACGAGGAGAUAACGUGCCGGAGAGGACAACCACUGUGAAGAUGGACCACCACCACGGCAAGAAUGCAUAUUUGAAUGAAAUAUGCGUAGAUUAUUCCAUUAUUAGUACUAUAGUUACUCUUGUUUACAUAUAGGAAAGCCUCACUGACCCCCAAGAGUAUUCCAGGAGGGUCCUACCAAAUUUUAAAUGCAGGACAGGGAAUUGUGCAUCAGACCACGUGUGCGUAGAAGGGCGGUCGCCCGAAACGUUGCCUAUUAUAUAUACCGGGUGUAUAUCGGUGAGCGCGCUGCGCUACGAACCCAGUGACCCGACUUCGAUUCCCGCUCGCGGCCAACACCAGUGUCAAUUAUCUGAACCGGUCCUGGGCCUCCCCUAGGUGGAUUCGGUCUUAAAUAAGUGCCUGGUGCGGUGUGUAAACAUCGACACUACGGAGACAAUGACGGCCGGGCCUGGUGCUGGCCGCACCACUUGCCCCAAAUUUCUGUUGUGGUUUAUGCUGCGUUUAUUUUUAAAAUUGUAGUUUUAAUUUAUGCCACUGUCGUUGAUUACAAUAUUUUGCGAUUAUAUUGUUUUAAUAAUGCAUUUAUUACGUUUAUGUAUUUGUUUUCUGCUUUCAAAGCCAUGUAAAUAUAAAUCUAUUACAAAUAAAACUAUGUUCACGACAUGGUUCACAAA